Molecule: messenger RNA, 5405 nt
Organism: Aquila chrysaetos chrysaetos
Lineage: Eukaryota; Metazoa; Chordata; Aves; Accipitriformes; Accipitridae
Gene: SH3BP2
Product: SH3 domain binding protein 2
Exons: 13
Coding region: 1619-3235 (538 amino acids)
Biological process (GO): signal transduction
Molecular function (GO): SH3 domain binding
Source: RefSeq, a predicted model, not a curated record
AUUUUUUAAAAAUUCUUAAAAACUGUAAAAUACCUGUGUGUAGCUGCUUCUUGGACCUGUUAACACAUUGCUGUUGCUAGAAACUUCAUUGUGGGGAGGAGGAAGAAGGAACAACUCGGCUUGGAAGGACCUCAAUCGUAUCAUAAGAACAGGGAGGAAAUAGCAGAAGGAAGGAUAUAGCUGAAUACAACAAAAGUAACUUACCUUCUGGUGUGCAGGAAGGUCCUGGAGGAAAAUUGGGAAACCAUGGUGCCUUGCAGUGUCUGCUGUGAGAACCUUUCUAGGGCCUUGGAUCCUAUCUUCUCUGCUUGUGCCUGUUUUAUAACACUGGAGACUAAAACCUAAUUUUUGUGAUUAAGUUUUCUAGGCUGCCUAGAGAAUUUAACUGAGUUUAAACUCUCCUGGUAGAAAUCGCUAGUAAUUUCCACACCUCCCUACACAGGCAUCAUCAGCAAAGGGCAAGCAGCUAGAUCUAAAUCCUAAGCUGAUCCACUGAAAGAUCAAUUGACUUGCAUUUCUGUUUUUUCUAACACAUAUACAAGGGAUACGUUCUCUGCUGUUGCAAUUAAUCCCUCAAUAAAACUGUAUCACUUGCUUAUUCUUUUCAGUAUGGGUACUUCAAGUUGCCAUCUUAGGCUGGAGAGACUAGUGCUCGGGUAGGUGUGUUGUGCUGUAGGCUCUUGGAUUCCCAUACUGAGCUACACUAUUGAUUUCCCUUACUGUCCCUUUUGGGGAAAGGAGAAGCAAACAGGAUCCAUUAGAUUUCAGUCCUCCACUAAAAGCUUUUCAGUUCUAAACCAUCAUUCCUUUAUCAGAAACUAAUUAACUGGAACUUUAUUAGUUUGCCUCUUACCAGCAAAGGUCUCUAGCCCUACACCUGAGAAUAACAGACCCUUUUACGUCUAGGUCUAACUUCCCAUUCAGUUCAUGCAUGAUUUCUUUUCUGUAUACACAGUAGGAUUUUUAGCCUAGUUCCAUUAACAGUUGAAGAAAGAAAGGUGUCAUAGGGAUAUAUCAGACAGGAAAAAAAAUACUACUUAACAAGGUAAUUUUUUGGUAACCUGUUUAAGAUGACCGCAGAAGAAGUGUUAACUGCAAAGGUGCUUGGUGGAGCAUGGCAUUAAUAAUUGAUAUCUAAUUUAAAUGUAAGCCUGCAGCAAUCUGAGAUGAACUUCAUUGGCACAGGAUGCUGUCACAUAUGACAUCCAGUAUGAGAUUAUAUACUAAUGAUUUCAUUCAGAAUAAAACAUGCAAAUAUAAGGAGUAAGUAGUACUGGAUACUGCAGUUACUAAAAUACAACUGUUGAUUCCUUCAUUAUACAGAAAAUUACAUUGUAUAUACAUGCAUGGCUUAGAACUUUGGCGAAGAAACUGCUUUUCUUUCUAGUCGCCUGCCUGAUUAAGCCUCACAGUGUUAGCUGGGGCAUUUUUAAAAUAGAAAUACUUAAAUAACAUUUACUAAGCACUCUUCCAUUGUUUCGACAACUGUCAAUCACUUUUGAGAGCUGUAUAAAAAUAAAUCGGGACUUUCUGCACCAUGUUUUUUUUAUACAUUAGAAACUUCCUGGAAUCUGUGAACACCCGUCUGUGCUACAUACUUGACUGCUGAACCAUAACGAUGGCCUCGCAGGAGCAGGUCUGGCCAGUCCCAAUGAAGGCAAUUGGAGCACAAAACCUUUUGACAAUGCCUGGAGGAGUGACCAAAUCAGGGUAUCUUCAUAAAAAGGGAGGCACCCAGCUGCAGAUCUUGAAGUGGCCAUUGAGAUUUGUGAUUAUCCAUGAGGGAUGUAUUUACUAUUUUAAGAGCAGCACAUCUGCAUCUCCACAGGGUGCAUUUUCUUUGAAUGGUUACAACAGGGUUAUGCGGGCAGCUGAGGAGACAACAUCAAGCAAUGUGUUUCCUUUCAAGUUAGUUCACAUUAGCAAGAAGCACAGGACGUGGUUUUUUUCAGCUUCAUCUGAAGAUGAAAGAAAGAGUUGGAUGCUAUCCUUGAGGAGGGAAAUUGAUCACUACCAUGAGAAGAAAGAAACAAUAACAGAAUUCAGUGACUCUGGUUCUGAUGCAGACAGUUUCUAUGGCUCAGUAGAACGUCCCAUCGAUAUCAAGUAUUCUCAUCAUUCAGCAGAUAAUGAAGAUUACGACCAGGAGGAAGAGGAUGAGUCUUACUUGCAGCCAGACACUUCUGACAUAGUGAAAGAUGAUAUGGUCCUGCCCCCAGCCUACCCACCUCCACCGGUUCCUCAUGUCAGAAAAGCUAACUACUCAGAAUCAAGGGCAAAUUCCUUUGCUGGCAAAUCUACUGUGCCAGUACCACCACCGCCUCCUAAAAGAAGCUUACCUGAUAUCAAACCAGAGGAUCUCUUAAGCAUGAGAGAACCCCUGUUACAGUGCCGAGCUGAACCUAAUCUAAAGAUUCAAUCCUCAAGUCGGAGACUAAGUGAACAGCUGCCCCCUGUACCCACUCUACCUCUUUUCAAAAAGCCGGUGUAUGUCAAAGAAUCUUGCUCAUUGCCUCCAGAGCCUCUGCCUCUAGCUCAAGUUGUUUCUACUCCAGAAGGAUGUGAGAAGCUAAAAACCUUAAACCUUUCACCGCGAACUCCUCCUCCGCUACCAAGCAGUAAACCCAAGCUGUCACAGUUCACUGAAAAAACAGUAGAGCCCAAAGUGCCAAGAGAACAUGGUAAACCUGGACUGUUUGUGCCACCAGUGCUCCCAAAGCCACCUGUGCCAAGCCACCAGCCCCCUGGAAUCAAGCCUAGACCAGAGAAGUCUUCAUGUUCCCAGUUACAGAGAUCACCACCAGAUGGACAGAGUUUUAGAAGUUUUUCAUUUGAAAAACCAGCACUACCCUCUAAGCCAAACCAACCUGAUGAUGAUUCUGAUGAUGACUAUGAAAAAGUUGGGCUCCCUGCUUCAAUAUUUCUUAAUACUUCUGAAUCCUUUGAAGUUGAAAGGACAUUUAAAGCUAGUAGCCCACGGGGCCGACCGCAAAAUGGAUUGUACUGUAUUAGGAACUCAUCUACUAAGCCUGGAAAGGUAUUGGUUGUAUGGGAUGAAUCUGCAGAAAAAGUGAGAAACUACAGAAUCUUUGAAAAGGAUUGCAAGUUUUACCUGGAUUCAGACAUCAUGUUUUUGAACAUGGGAAGUUUGGUCGAGUACUAUAGCAUUCAUGUCUUACCUAGUCAUGACAGCCUUAUUCUUCGGUGUCCUUAUGGUUACUCUAAACCAAGGUGACAUGACUGGCAUAAUUCACUGAUGCUUAGGACAAAUGGGUUCCCUACUGCCCUUGAAUUAAAUGUGGACUCCUGCCACUGGUGGACAUCCCAUUGUUUGCACACAGAAACUGACUCUGUUUCAGCCAUUUAUUCUCACAUUCAUUGUAUAUAAACUCCAUUUAAUGAACUCUUGGUAAAACCUUACAAUCCAGAUCAGUGGAUUUUAUGGUCUUUUCUUUUAAAAAGAUCUGAACCGAUUAUGCUGUGAAAGCUGUCCAUGAUACCUACACCUUUUAUAAAACUGCUGCUAUUACUAAUCUCCUUGGAACGUGGAAGAUGGACACGAACAAAGUAGUGGUCUGAAUACAACCAAUACAGAAACAGGAAACUUCUGAAAGUGUAUCAGAAUUCACUUGUGACAGGGAAUACUAAUACUCUGACUUGAAGGUAUUACUCCUUAAGUCAGCACUGGUGCUCAACUGAGAGUUUUUGUAUUACUUGUAUAGUUGACAUGUAAAUAAUGAAGACUUCUGUGCAAAUAAUUUGGUUUACUAUAGGUUAAGAUGAUCAGAAAAUGUGGCUUUUUUUUUAAGCCACCUCAUACGUAAAUGUAGCUUCUGAUUACAAUGUCUGCAGUAAUCAAUAUCAGGGUACUAUCCAACUGAUAUGGUUGUGGCAUCCCACAUGUUACUUAGUGAUGUGCGUGUCAGAGAGACGUGGAAUAAUAUUGAUUUGGCUUUCAUGGGAGCCCAAUUCCUUAGUUCUGAACUGGAAGGGUAGGUGCCACUAGUAUUUUUAAUGGGUAUGAGAAAAGAGAAAGGACUACUUAAGAUUAAGGGGGAAGGGAGGGAAUCUUUUGAAUACCCCAAAUUCUGACUCGCAGUUUUCUCUCACAUUGCUGUAAUCAAAGGUUCUUUAAAACAAAACACACACAAAAAAAACUGAAACCAUGAGUGUGAUGCUACUAUCAACUCCGUAAAUCUUUGUGGUCAGUCUCUUAGGAUCAGGUUGUCAGCCCAUUGCAUUUUGUUUUGUUCUAGGGCAAAACACACUGGCCUAGGCUACUUGUAGAUCACCAAGAAUUUUUCCAUUAUUAAAAUUGCCACUUGGUUUGUAGUUGCAUGCAAAAUAAAAUCUGUUUUUAACAUACUAUCAGUGGUAGGCAUUACCAGGGUGCUUGUAAUAUUUGUUCCCUAAUAUUUUGGGGACAGGUAUCCUAACACCAAGGGCUUGAUAUUUAUGCUAAAUAUCCUAAAUUUUAAUAAAGAGGAGAAAUUUAUUUUAAUGACCUGUUAAGUAAAUUUGUUGAUUCAAAAAUACUGUUACAAUGGUCUCCUACUCUAAUAAUGUUUACGAGACUUGCAAUAGUAAUUAAAAAAAAACCCAAAUUCUGUCACUCCUGAAACAGAAGGUAUCUAGCUUCUAUCAGUCUGAAUCUGUAUCCAUAAACUUAAUUCUUUUUUCUGUUACCUUUUCAAAGUUUAUACGUGUCAGUUUUAAUCUUGUUACAGUUAGAUGGUCACAACUUUAAAAACAUGAGCAAAACCAUUACAGAAUAAGAAUAUUCUGUUUAUGAAAACAAUAAAUCAGGAUUUAAUCCCUAAGGGAUUUUCUUUAAUAGAGAUGUAAUAUUAGGACCAUACAUAGGAAUUGAGGCAAGAAGCUCUGGCUUUAUCUUUUGCAAGAGACACAGACAUACACAAUAUCAGUCUUUUGAUCUCUGUUCUCACUGUAAUAGGUUUUAUGUGCGUAAAAAAUAUGUGGUACUUAAAUUUCAGAUUCUGUUGAAUAUUGGAUAUUUUCAUUUUCUAAUUCCUUUUAUUUUAAAUGAGUAUCCCUGUGGUUCACUACCCUGAUAUGAUCCACUCUGUAAAGAAGGCUCAGCCAACAAAGCAUUUGAAAAAUAUUUUUGGCAUAUAGAUAUAUGUAUAUCAGAGCAAGUUCCAGUUUCUUGCAGUAUUUACACAUACUGUUUACAGAGUAAAUUUUUCUCUGGGAAUAAUUGACUUCAUUGUGUCAGGACAGUCAUACUUACAGUAUGCUAUCUUUGGGGCCCUAUUCAGAUAUUUAAUUUUUUUUUUUUUGCAACCAUGUACUCUUUUUUAAACUGUAAAAAUACUUACAUAAUCCAAUACAUAUAAAACAUAACACUGUCUACCUGUGUAAUACAAGAUUUGCAAAUAUGUAAA